UUCUUAUGUUCUUAUGUUCUUAUGUUAUAAAGUACAGUACUGUAUCUUGUGGGACCAUUCUAAUAUAAAGGGUUGUGGUUAUUGCUGUAAGGGAUGUUGUUUACAGCACCUUCUCAACUAUUAAAAGGUGAGCUACAGGUUUGGUCACUGUAGACUAAGGCUGGCUAAUAACUUGAGUCACCCACGUAGGUUUCAUUAUAAAACCUAAUAUAGGGAUUCAGUCCUUAGUCUGCGGCCGCACUGAGAGCGGGCAGGCGGGAGCGGGCACGUGUUGUUGCCAGCCCGCGCCCUCUGCCAGUGUGGCCACGUCUAAGGGUUAUAAUGCUGCAAAGUCUUCUGCGCCCACCAGCUCUCGCCUGCCCACUCUCAGUGCGGCAGCAGCCUUAAUUUUUAAUGAAGACUUCUGUGUAAUUUGCAGGAAAAUCUCCCAAUCCAUGUGGACAAGAGCAUCAUGUCACUUGCACAGUUGACUAAGCUGGCAUCUCCUACAGAUCCUGAUGUGAUCACUGACAUGUGGUCAUCUUUAUUCACAAACAGACUCGGCACUGUCAGUCUGUCAACAUUGGCAAUUAAGCAGCUACUCACAGUGACCAUCUCUACCAUUACCUACCUGCGUUCACUUUUUCCCGAGGCUGUGUACUGUGACAAAGUUAUCCAGGACAUAAACCUGAAGAUUCUAAAGAGAAGCGGCCAACACAUCGCACCACACACUUUCAUGGAGAGUAUCGAGGGGUGCUAUGAGGCAAUUGAGAAGCAGUAUUUGAGGGAGAUGCAACUCAUUAUUUAUGAACAUGAUCCAGAUAAUCCUCUUGAGAUUUACACAUUCAAUUUGAGCUACUUUAAGGAUGGCUCCUCAACUCUCUCUCAGUUAAAAGGUCAAAGCAUACAUGGUGAAAAGUCGUUCAUCUUGAAGAUGCCUAUAAUGAAGAUGCUGCGAAAAGUCAUCCUGAUGUUGCAGUCUUUUGUACAGCUUCCUGAAACUGUCAUUUUUGGCUUCAAGCUGUUUUAUUAUGAUGAUGUGACGCCAGCAGACUAUGACCCUGCGGCCUUCAUGCCAGUUAUUGACUCUCGAGCAAAAUUUUCGUCAGCCCCAACUAAAGUAAAGGUUAGCAUGGUGCAGUCAACGUUUCACAGUGUGAGACUUGGUGUUACUACAUCUCUCUAUAGUAGUAACGCCCAGAAACAGCAGGUGCCGAGCAUGACAGACUCCAUGAGUGAGAAGGAAAAUAUUUUGCCUUCCUCUACUGCUGAACCAGAUGUCCACCGUUCAUUGCGUGGUAUGUCCUCUACAGCUGAACCAGAUGUCCACCGUUCAUUGCGUGGUAUGUCAUCUACUGCUGAACCAGAUGUCCACCGUUCAUUGCGUGGUAUGUCCUCUACAACUGAACCAGAUGUCCACCGUUCAUUGCGUGGUAUGUCCUCUACUGCUGAACCAGAUGUCCACCGUUCAUUGCGUGGUAUGUCCUCUACUGCUGAACCAGAUGUCCACCGUUCAUUGCGUGGUAUGUCCUCUACUGCUGAACCAGAUGUCCACCGUUCAUUGCGUGGUAUGCGCUCUACUGCUGAACCAGAUGUCCACCGUUCAUUGCGUGGUAUGUCCUCUACUGCUGAACCAAAUGUCCACCGUUCAUUGCAUGGUAUGUGCUCUACUGCUGAACCAGAUGUCCACCGUUCAUUGCGUGGUAUGUCCUCUACUGCUGAACCAGAUGUCCACCGUUCAUUGCGUGAUCAUCAAGACUCAGACAAAGUGUUGGCGUCAGCAUUCACGUCCACUAAGCAGAGUUCUCCGUGUUUGUUGUGUGGAACGAGAGACCUUAAACAAUGCCCUUGCUUGCGCCUUCAGGAUGAUCCCAUGAUUAUAUGUGCUGUGUGCAGGUGUCAUCAGCAUGGGAUAUGUUUUCAGGAGUCUAGUAAAUUGCUGGAGAAAGAUAAACGACUGAAGCACACGUGUGGAUUAUACUACGACAAUGACGCCGCCUCCUCCUCCUCCGUCACCAGAACAACAAAUUUCUGUCAGAAACGAGAAACCUCUUUAUUUCGUCGUCUGUUGGUACAUCUGCGUGGCGAUGAGAGCUACCACACUCCUGCUACCGUGGCUCGGUUAUUGCAAGUCAACUGGGACAUAGGCAAGAGGCUUAUGGUGCGACUGCAGUCUGAAGGUGUCUUGGCCGCUGAACCACACAAUGAUCCCAGAGGGAGGUUGGUGGACCAGAAGAUGCUGCGUAACUAUGUCAUCCCCUACGUGUUCGGUGAUCAACUGGCGGGCCACUGCGUCUCGUUAAGUGGUGCUGAGCUGAUGGGAUUUGCACUAAGUUCGUUCAUGGCCAGUGUGCUCAAGAUGAGUGUGAAGCAUCAGGUGACUGGAGGCAGAGGGUAAAGAAUUUUUGAAAAUGAAGUCAAACAACCAUUGGUUCUUAAGAAGCUGCCUUGGAUAAAUGACAAUCCUUUACACCACCUGCAGCCUAACCGAGUAGUACGCUUCAGGGGGAUGAUACAGGAUAUGUUUGAUAACGAAUUCUUCUUGGAGACAUAACUGUGGAGAACAAGAUCACCGGGGCUAC
This is a messenger RNA of Homarus americanus (American lobster), 2561 nucleotides long. RefSeq names its product HORMA domain-containing protein 1-like. The record is from RefSeq and is a predicted model, not a curated record. The coding region runs from base 452 to 2377 and encodes 641 amino acids. The transcript is spliced from 16 exons. NCBI's taxonomy places the organism in Eukaryota, Metazoa, Arthropoda, Malacostraca, Decapoda, Nephropidae.